Lineus longissimus is the source of this 501-nucleotide messenger RNA. RefSeq names its product UPF0669 protein v1g209471-like. The record is from RefSeq and is a predicted model, not a curated record. The transcript has a single exon. The coding region runs from base 1 to 501 and encodes 166 amino acids. Lineage: Eukaryota; Metazoa; Nemertea; Pilidiophora; Heteronemertea; Lineidae.
AUGGAACAUUCUGCUGUGAUAGCAUCUCUACUCCUUGUCUUCCAGUUCAUCUCUGUUGUGUUUGCAGAGUACAUCCUUCACACAUUCAGUGGAGAAAUUGGAGCAGGAAAUUACACCUACUACAAACUAACAAGAGAAGGGGAUCUACGCCUCCUCCUGUCCACAGAAACUGGGGAUUCAGAUAUCUACGUUUCUGAUAAAACUUUGCAUCCAGAUUUUGAAAAUUAUGAAUUACAAUCAGUGACAUGUGGUGAUGAUGAAGUGUUGAUACCUACCAGUAUGAAGCGACCUAUCGGUAUUGGUGUAUAUGGACACCCAAGUCAUAAAGAGAGUAAAUAUGUGAUGAGUUUAAUGGCGGGGUCCAGUGGUCAAGGUGAGACUUUUAAUACAGAAUCGGAUGGUGAUGCGGCAGGCAAUACUCAGGGUGAACAGGAAGAACAGUCCAUUUUAUACACUGUGCUUGUAGGUAUACUAAAAAUAGCUUUUGAUAUUCUAUUAUGA